AUGCGAUUUCAUAAUCCGUUUUACAUUACGAUUCUACUAUUUUUGUUCAAUGUUGGAGAUGGUUCUGCAUUGUUAAUCCACGGGAAUUCUACUGGAAGCGACACAAUCCAUGGGUCAGGUGGUCACAGUGUCGAUGUGGCCGAAAUCAAGCAAAUAGUUUUAAACCUAACAGCUGAGAUAAAAAAUCUCAAGAGACAAACAGAAAUUAUACCAGUACUAAAGCAGAAUCUUACUGUUGUUAUUGAACAGAAAAAGUUACUACAAAACAGAGUAUUCUUUUUGGAAGCAGAACUGAAUAAACUAAAUGCUUCAAAGCCUCCUUCCAAUGAUGAAUUUAUGGCGUAUUUAAGAAGUACAAAACAAAUAGUUCAAACUUUGGCGGCAAAUGAGGAAUACGACAAAAAUCUAACUCUGCGACUGAAUGAAGCGGAAAAUAAUAUUGCGAUCACUGAGAAGCAUAAUAAGAACUUAACAAAACAACUUGACAAUGUAGUGAAUGAUUUGGUGAUAAACGAAAAGCAGAAUGAAAACUUUACUGCACAAAUUAAUGAAGUAGAGAAUAUUUUGGUGAAAUAUGAUAAGCAGAUGGAAAAUGUCACUAAACGACUCGAUAAAAUUCACAUUCUUUUGACUGUAAACGAAGAGUAUGACAGAAAUUUAACACUGAGAUUAAAUGAAGCUGAGAAAAGUAGAGUGAUUUGUGAGAAACAGAAUAAGAACUUAACUGAACAAUUUGACGAAGUAGUGAAUAAAUUGAUGACAAACGAAGAGCAGGAUAAAAACAUCACUCAACGACUAAAUGAAGUAGUGAAUGGUUUCGUAAAUUAUGACAAACAGGGAAAAAAUGUCACUCAACGACUAGAUGAAAUGCGUAAUAAUUUGACUGCAAACGAAGAGUAUGACAAAAAUUUAACUUCACGGCUCACCGAUGUAAUGAACAACUUACACGGUAUAAAGGUUCAGAUGCGAUACACAAGCUUGUCACUUAUGGAUGUGCAUUCUAAGACGGAUAAACUCAAUACAACAUUAACUACACAUUUUGACGAUCAGAUAAGGGACGUCUAUGGACGAAUAACCAACAUAACCAAAAAAGUAGCCUUCACGGUCGGUGUGACGUCAACCAGUACCACCUGGGACAGCGGUACACUGGUGUUUGAUAGGAUCGUCUAUAACAUAGGAGGGGGAUACGACUCCAGUACUGGUGUCUUCACAUCUCCUGUAGACGGACACUUUGUUUUCUUCGUGAACGUUCAAUCUUAUAGUACUUAUAGUAUGUACACAUAUAUAGUUCUAAAUGGCUCAGCUAAAGUCACAACACUGGUAUAUAAUGGUGGUAAUGAAAGUUAUGAUGCAGGGCCGAACUUGGUGGUAUUAAGGCUUAUCAAAGGGGAUCAAGUUUGGGUCAAAUAUUACACUGGAACUGGUUAUUAUACUCAGGGUGAUGCUCCUGUCACCACGUUUUCUGGGUUCCUAAUAUGA
Messenger RNA from Saccostrea cuccullata (small rock oyster), 1479 nucleotides. RefSeq lists its product as uncharacterized. The record is from RefSeq and is a predicted model, not a curated record. The coding region runs from base 1 to 1479 and encodes 492 amino acids. The transcript has 2 exons. Gene Ontology annotation, molecular function: protein binding. Lineage: Eukaryota; Metazoa; Mollusca; Bivalvia; Ostreida; Ostreidae.